Messenger RNA from Parasteatoda tepidariorum (common house spider), 1572 nucleotides. RefSeq lists its product as uncharacterized. Lineage: Eukaryota; Metazoa; Arthropoda; Arachnida; Araneae; Theridiidae. Gene Ontology annotation, molecular function: mRNA binding; metal ion binding. The record is from RefSeq and is a predicted model, not a curated record.
AGCUAGAAAAGUUGCUCCCAGAGGAAUAACGGUUCGCACUCGAUGCUGUGUGAGAGCGACGAUAACUUGUGGUGGUGGCUACUCUCAAAACACCGAGACAAUAUGGCUGUGAUGGUGAUUUUGUACAUGUAAAAUUUACCUCUUAUAAUUACAGUGCCUUUUAAUCAAGAAACUAGUGCCAGAGUUUAAAGCUUCUAUAUUAGAUGCUUAAUCUAUUACAAUAUUUUAAAAAGAGCGUCCUCCCCAACCUACAGAGUUGUUGAUCAAUUUAGUGGGUGUGAUAUUCUGUGAUUAACUAAAAUUAUCGCUCUUUUAUUUAAAAUUUUUGAGGAAAGUGUGAUAUUAUAUUUUGGAUAGACUUAUCAUGACGUUAAAUUGCAUUGAUCGUGCACAGUCCCCAACGCACAAAGGGAACCUCCUGCAGGGCAGGAAAUCUUCGUUGAGCCAUCAACAAAAUGCCAACCACUCGAGACGAAAUUCUUGCAGUCCACCUCUUACCAAGACAAAUAGCCUCGGUCAUCAACAACAGUCUGAAUCGUCGUGCAAACAAAUCCACUCUUCCAAGUUGGAGAGGAGCGUAAGCAGCGACCCAGGGUCUGACAGGAAAAUGGUUCAAAACACCAACUCCAGCAGGUACAAGACGGAGCUCUGCAGGCCUUUUGAGGAAAACGGCACUUGCAAGUAUGGCGACAAAUGUCAGUUCGCUCAUGGUAUUAAAGAAUUGAGAAGCAUGGCGAGACAUCCCAAGUACAAAACCGAACUCUGUCGAACCUUUCACAGCACUGGCCUCUGUCCGUAUGGUCCAAGAUGCCAUUUCAUCCACAACAGCGAACAGACCAAGAAGAAUCUGCUGACCAACCUUAGUACCAGUUCAGCACCUAUUAUACCUGUCGGCAUCAGGCCAAAAGCACUCACCAGUCUGGGUUCGGAUGGCGAGCUUUCUCCGCCAUCGAGCAACGAAGGUUCGCCAACUGACUUGAAGUGUUUCAAUGACAUUUUCAACUCAUCUCCCACUCAUCCGCUGUCUCCCACUCUUAUGAACGAUGUAUUCUUCACUGAAAUGGGUCCGGCAGGAUUUGUUUAUCAGGAUUUGUUGGAACGUUUGUCGGAUCACGGAAAAUCGAAUUUUGCUCCUGGCUCUGCAGAUUACGUCGGCUACCUUUAUAGAGAUGACAUUGACAUUGAUAAUCACAAAUGCCAAGGUGGUUCUGUUUUUGACUUUGACAUUGAUAAUCACAAAUGCCAAGGCGGUCCUGUUUUGGACUUGUAUCCAACUGGACCUUCCCCUUCUCCCCCAGAUAACUACAAUUUUCUUAAAUUCCCUAUUUUUGAUACUUUUCAGCAAAAUAAUUUUCAGCCGAAAAUUCACUAAAAGAAUUUCCUCUAUUGAUGCCUUAAAGUUGAGUAUGUAACUGAUAUAGAGACAAUUUUUCGUGAAAUUGGUGAUAACGUCAUUAAAGACACUAAUCUACAGUAAUGGAAGAGACAUUUUCAGUUUUUAAUAUUUUUUUUUAAAAAUUCUCAAGAAAUACUUAAAGUACUAUUUUGUGAAUUUGGAAUUGUUUAGUUAAU